Talpa occidentalis (Iberian mole) is the source of this 22376-nucleotide messenger RNA. RefSeq names its product StAR related lipid transfer domain containing 9 (gene STARD9). Gene Ontology annotation, cellular component: cytoplasm; nucleus; centriole. The transcript has 33 exons. Gene Ontology annotation, biological process: spindle assembly; microtubule-based movement. Gene Ontology annotation, molecular function: microtubule motor activity; ATP binding; microtubule binding. The record is from RefSeq and is a predicted model, not a curated record. Bases 48 to 14108 code for a protein of 4686 amino acids. Lineage: Eukaryota; Metazoa; Chordata; Mammalia; Eulipotyphla; Talpidae.
GAUGCUGCAGCUGCGCCCACGGGCGAGCCUUGCGCGGAGGCCGGAGGAUGGCGAACGUGCGGGUGGCAGUGAGAGUCCGGCCCCUCAGCAAGAGGGAGACCAAAGAAGGGGGAAGAAUUAUUGUGGAAGUUGAUGGCAAAGUGGCAAAAAUCAGGAAUUUAAAGGUCGACAGUCGACUGGACAGCUUUGGUGACUCCCGAGAGAAGAUUGUGGCAUUCGGUUUUGAUUACUGCUACUGGUCAGUCAACCCGGAGGAUCCCCACUAUGCGUCUCAGGAUGUGGUGUUCCAGGAUUUGGGGACUGAAGUACUGUCUGGAGCUGCCAAAGGCUACAACAUAUGCCUUUUUGCCUAUGGACAGACAGGCUCUGGGAAGACAUAUACCAUGCUGGGGACCCCAGCCUCUGUUGGCUUGACACCACGGAUAUGUGAGGGUCUCUUCAUCAGGGAGGAAGACCAUGCCCCACCACCUUCUUCCUGUAGGAUAAAAGUAAGUUUCCUAGAAAUCUAUAAUGAACGAGUGCGGGAUCUGCUGAAGCAAUCUGAUCCAAAAAGAUCCUAUACCCUGCGGGUCAGGGAGCACCCAGAGAUGGGACCCUACGUACAAGGUUUAUCUCAACAUGUAGUUACCAACUAUAACCAAGUAAUUCAGCUCUUGGAGGAGGGAAUAGCAAACAGAAUCACAGCAGCCACCCAUGUUCACGAGGCAAGCAGCAGAUCCCAUGCCAUCUUCACAAUCCACUACACACAGGCAAUCCUGGAAAACAACCUCCCCUCGGAAAUUGCUAGCAAGAUCAACCUUGUGGACCUAGCGGGCAGCGAACGAGCAGAUCCCAGUUACUGUAAGGACCGGAUCGCUGAAGGAGCCAAUAUCAACAAGUCUCUCGUGACUCUGGGAAUUGUCAUCUCCACCUUAGCCCAGAACUCUCAAGUAUUCAGCAGCUUCCAGAGCCUCAACAGCACAGCCAGUGAUGGGGGUGACAGUGGGCUCCCCAUCUCUCCUUCUGGGAUCAGCAGUGGAGGGGGGCCCUCCCGGAGGCAGUCUUACAUCCCAUACCGGGACUCUGUGUUGACCUGGCUGCUGAAGGACAGCCUUGGAGGCAACUCCAAAACCAUCAUGGUUGCCACUGUGUCUCCUGCACACACUAGCUACAGUGAGACCAUGAGCACUCUGAGAUAUGCAUCCAAUGCCAAAAACAUCAUCAAUAAGCCACAGGUCAAUGAGGACGCAAACGUAAAGCUGAUCCGAGAACUCAGGGAAGAGAUUAGAAGACUGAAGGCUGUGCUGCUGAGCUUCGAACUGAGAAACUUCAGCCCAUUGAAUGAGGAAAAAGAUGAAAAUCUGAAGGAGCUGGUUCUCCAAAAUGAAUUGAAGAUCGAGCAGCUGACUAAAGACUGGACCCGGAAGUGGAAUGAUUGGAAGGCCCUCUUGGAGCAGUACAGAGUGGACAUCAACAGGAGGAGGGCCGGGGUGGUCAUCGACUCCAGCCUGCCACACCUCAUGGCCUUGGAGGAUGAUGUGCUAAGCACAGGUGUUGUGCUCUAUCACCUUAAGGAGGGGACCACAAAAAUAGGAAGGAUUGACUCAGACCAGGAACAGGAUAUUGUCCUGCAGGGGCAGUGGAUCGAGAGAGACCAUUGCACUAUCACCAGCGCCUGUGGGGUAGUGGUUCUGCAGCCUGUGCAGGGAGCCCGCUGCACAGUCAAUGGCCGGGAGGUCACUGCCUCCUGUCGUCUGACCCAAGGAGCUGUUAUAACCUUGGGGAAAGCACAGAAGUUCCGAUUCAACCACCCAGCAGAGGCCGCUGUCCUGCGGGAGAGAAGGCAGGCUGGAGCGGCUGUAGGUAACAGUGGCUCUUUGGAAUGGCUGGACUUGGACAGAGAUAUCGCUGCCUGCCAGUUCGGUCUGUGCCCUUCACUUUGGAAGGAAAGGAGAGUGCUGGAGGAGCAGAGUGACAAGGAUCACCGACUGCCCAAGGCUAGAGAACCAGCCCACAGAGGCCAGAUUCAACAGCCACAGUGUUCUGUGGGGGAGCCGAGGCAGCGAAUCCUAGCAGGACAGAUUAGAGCCAAGCAGGACCUGGAGUGGGACCACACGCGCGCCAGCCAGCUGAUUCCCAACAACCAGCAGUGGCUGCUCAGAGAAGAGACCUGGCCAGCCAGCUCGCCGCGGCAGCAACAGCAAGACCGUGUAGCAGAGAAAGAACUUGCGGCCUCCGGGCCAACCGAUGCUCGGCUUCCAAUAGGACCUGAGACUCAACCACCCCCACCAGCCCGAAGCCCGAAGCGGCCGGGGCAGCCACCACUCCUGCGGAGACGCGCUCUUCGGGCAGCAGAGCGGAAGGUCCAGCGAAAAAAGAUCUCUUUCAAGCUAGAGAGAAUCAUCAGGAAGCAGAGGCUGCUGGAGGCUCGGAAGAGACUGGAGCAGCUCCAAGCGUGGUGCUGGCUCCAGGAUGACCACACCCAAGGACCCCCACACCAGGCUCCACACGCUGACUGCAAGGGCCCUGAACCUCACUGUAGCAGUGAAUGGACAAGUUGUAGCUCUUUGAGCUUCCGGAGGCUCUGCAGUCAGUACUGGCACCAACUACACAGUGUUUACCUGAGUUGGAGUCCCUCCGCCACAUUAACUCCUGUGCCUUACCCUGCUCAUCAGACACCAGAGAAAAUCUCUUCAGAAGAGCUCUUGCCCCAGGCUGUUUUUUACCCUCCAAGGACAGGGCAUUUCAAUAAGAAUGCCCUCUGUUCCUCAGGCGAGGAGCAGCUCUGCAUAGUCAGGGGAGCAGUGGGCAAGAAAGGAGCCACCACUCCAGUCACCUGCCUGACCGAGAGCUCUGAGUCGGCCAGCAUCUUGGCAAUGGAAAGAGCGGGUAAGCAGCCUCGCCGGAUGGUGUCCCAGAGUUCAGCAUUUCUGAACCGGCCAACUAACAAGCUAAAGGCAAGAGAUGAGCAGGAGGCCCUCACUCCUACCACCCAGACCAGGAGGGCCAAGGGACUCACAGACUCUGGACACAUACCAGCAGGGUGGCAGAAAGAAGGACACCUUGGGGCCCCCAAGACUGCUCAGGGAACUGGCUGCAGUUCUUACCAUCCUCCCGGACCCAGACAGACAGCAGGGCGUGGACGGGCGGCCAAGACUGCCUGGGCGAAUUCCAAAGCACCUUCUCUAAGCAGGGCAUCAAAAAGGCAACAGACGGUGCAGGCAGCUAGGGUCAGAGACAUUGCCAAAAAGUCCUCUCGUUUGCCUCGUGGCAUUCCUUUGAGGAGAGGACACAGUCCAAAGGACCCAGACGCCACAUCCUCACUUGCGGAUUUCAGCCCAGGAGUGGACGAUGUGGGAGAAAAAGAUGGUGAUUUAUCUGAUGCAGACAGCAGUUACUCAGCUGAUUCUCUCUCGUGUGUUUGUGCCAAAGGCCUGACAGAGCCCCUGAAGCCAGGGGACCCCCCGGGGAAGAAGCAAGAGGAGCAGAAGCUCCCAGAGACAGAGAACACUGAAAGUGACGACAGUCAAAUAUCUGAGGAUUCGCUGGCUGAGAAGGGGUACCAAAGCCCACAAGACAGCCCAAGGAGCAGUUAUCUGACCAGUACCCAAGGCCACCUCAGGACCAGAGCACGAGCUUCUCUAAGGGACUUCAUCACAUCCUCAGAAAGGCGACCAGUCAUCCAAACGCAUCGGAGCUUUUCCCUAGAUAGCCUGAUAGACGCUGAGGAAGAACUGGGAGAUCAGCAAGAAGAGUUUGUCUUUGGUCCUUCUGAUGAGAUGCCCACAGAGACUUUUUGGCGCCUGCAGACCCCCAGUCUGCCUGUAGUGGACCAGGAGGCAAUUUACAAGUGUGGUCCCAUCAGCCACAGAGCAGGAGCUAAGCUAGAAGCCACCUUGCCAAGGAACAGUUCAUUUUACCUUGAGCCCCGGUCCUGCUGUGAGCAGCGUGAGUCGGAGGUGGAGGAAAACAAUGAACGAGCCGGCAGUCUCCAGGCUGUGCAGUUUCCAAGAGGGAGUCCUCUGGUGUCCAUGGAUUCCUGGUUUUCCUGUGACUCCAAGUUCAACCCAAGUAGCCCCCCAGAAAUAGUGGAUUCUUUGUGUCCAAGUCCUGCUCUGCAGGAAUUUCAGCAUUCUGGUUGGGAGAGACCUGGAUACUGGCUAGAUAGGGAAGAACUAAAGACUUCAGGUGCAGAAGCAGUCCCGUCCCCAAGCUCUAAACAACCCCAGAGCGGUGCUGAGUUUCCCGGUUAUGUAAGGGGUCUGUACACAGUGCCUGCUUCUGAUACAUCUAGGUUGUCACUCUGUCGGUCUCACAAGUUUCUUCAGCCAGAGGCUGAUGGCACCUUUCAGGCCAGAGGCAUCUGUGACACGGCCCAACAGGGCACCUCUGAGGCCUCCAACUGCUCUAGUGUAUUAAGCAUAUUGGCUGCUUCUGCCACCUCAUUCACUCAUGUAGGCAGACCUCGUGAAAGAGACUGGGCUGUCCUUCAGCAGAAGUACCUCCUUGAACUGUCUCAUCCUGUUUUGGAGGCUGAAGGAGAGCCCAGGCGAGCUUUCUCCUCCCUUGAGGAAGACUCAAGUUCCCUGACCCAAGCUUCCAGCAAAGGAGAAGACAACCUAUUGCCUGGAAUAACCAACAGUCUGGAUUGCAACACUCCUAUCCAUCUACCCAAAAUUAGGCGUUUAAGAGCAGAAAAAGAACAGGACAGUUUGAGUGUUGAGCUAGAAAGUACUACAGAUUUCUUUACAACUAGCGAGAAAGAGGUGAGUUUCUGUGGGAAUUAUUCAGCAGACAUAGAAUCAUUGGCUUCUGGAGCUCCAAGUGCACACUUUGUAGCAGAGAAGAUAGUAAAUCCCAUGACAGAAGCUUGUGAAGUCCAAAAGAACUUGGACGAGUGUUCUCAGGGAAGCAGGAAACCUGAACCAAUGACUUCUUCUGAUGACUGUUUCUCCCUGAAGAACUCUGGUUACGGUGACAUCACUGUUGCUGCUGAAGAUGGCCGUUGGGCCCCAGGCUGGGCUCCUCUUGGGAAGAAUGAUGCAGGCCAGCCUGGACCAUUAAGCCACAACAGCCACCAGCCCCUGAAGGAAGAGAAGGUGGACUGCCAGGAGAGCGCCAAGGAAUCGGUAGGAGGACACACAGACGAUGUCCUUGGCUCUUCAUCAGGCCCAGAGCUGUACCUCCACUCAGCUCCCUGGAGCCCACCCCCCUCUUCCCUGCAGCCACCCGCCUUGGAAACAUUCUAUGUGACCAAAAGCCGCGAUGCCCUGACAGAAACUGCCUUAGAGAUCCCAGCUUGCAGAGAAGCCAGAGUGGCCUCCCCACCUCCCAGGGAAGCCUGGGGCAUUGGUCACGACUAUCAGCAACUCAGAAAUGCUUAUUUGAAGAAUAAUUUCCCAGGGCUCUUACAAAACCAGAAUCCCAGUAGGGCCUCAUCGCAGCAGAUCACAGCAGAGGGGCCAGCUGAUCCCAAUGCCAAGGAAGUUAGCAGAGAAAUGGGGAAAUGUUCUGGAAAUGUUAAAGAAGAAAGCCAUAAUUCCUUUUAUUUUUUUGUUGCUCAGAACAGACAAGUUAUCCCAUCUACCAUCACAAAAGGGUGUGAAUUUGAAAAUCAAGUUGGGAUGUUAAAUAAACACAGUCUUCCCGCAUCCAAGGAGGAAGAAAAGGCCGCUAUGCAGUCCCCUUGCAGUGUUUCUGCAGACAGUCCUGGAUCUAGGAAGCCUCUCUUUCUUUGUGAAUCUGAGGCAGGUGAGGAAGAAGAACAGGAUCCAAAUGCAAUCCUGAGACACAACCAGGCCUUUGAUAGGAACAAACAGUUUCCUUCUGGGACCAGCUCUGAUUUCAUCUCUAAGUCUGCUAAUUUAGGCCAUGACAAGCUAGGGGGAAUGGCUGUUUCUUUGAAGCCCAGAUCAGUACAUCAUAGAGUAAGUAGCCCAGAGACAAUCACCCUGGAUGAGCGUCCAGCCCACAAGGGUGAAGGCAAGAAUGAAACCGGGCUUCUUGGAAAAGCUCUCCAUCCCAAAGGUGGCUCAGAAGAGUUUACACUUCCAGGCACAGAGUCUGCAUGUGAAAGAUUGCAGUCAGUUGCAUGCUCUCAGGAAAGAAAUCCUAGUGAUUAUAAGGACCCUAGAAAAUCACAAGAAACAGUUAGUCCCAAAGAAGAGCCUUCCAGAAAGAAACAGAAUAAUAGAGUCAAUCAUGACGAUGAAAUGGCUAGGUUAAUUAGGAGUGUAAUGCAGCUAGAAAAUGACAUCCUGGAAAUUGAAUCCAAGCAAAAUAAGCAGCUGUGUGCUUCCCACACAUCCAGACUCAGUAAGGAGUUUAUGUCCCAGGACCAGGAGAUAGCUGACUUUGUCCUGAUGCCAGGCAGCUCUAGAAACGAUUUGUCCUUCAGGGAUCAACCAUCUUCUACAGAUGGCGUUACCUCCAGGGUUAGUGAUGCCGGAGAGAUGGGGAUUAACAGUAGCAUCGAAGAAGAUUCCCAGGUCCAGAAAAUGACCCCACGCUCCGUCAAGUCAAGGGAAUGUGCAGGCGAAGCUGCAUGUGUGAGAGACCACCCCCAGCCGGCUGUGUUCGACAGGCCCGCUGGGGACUCUGGUGGUCACCUGGGGACCUGUGCAGCUGGCAGAGAGCCCAGCGGCAUUCCUUUUAAGGGAAGGAGAACAAAAGCAUUGGCUCAAGCUCUGCCAGCGCAGCCCUGGCCCAAGAGGUCUUCUGAAAAGGAAGAUGAGUUGCAGAAUGCGUCAGCAAGCCCCAAGGGGCAGCCUUGUGGCUUCGGAAGUCCUGAGGAAUUGGAAAUGGCAGGUUUUUGGGAAAGCCAGGCUGCUGAACACAUAAUCAGGUCUGAGCAAGAGGAUCCAGCCAUUCAAGGCAGACUUGAAAUGACCGUGCAGAGAGGAGGGAGCUCACAGGAGGCAAGCAAAAUGGUCUCAUCCACUCAGACUCUUGAUAGUCAAAGCCAGAAUGGUAUCAGCACCCCUUUCAGCCUGGAGACUGCCCCAUUGUACAGCUGUCCAGACUCUUCUUCGACUCCUCCUCGCCAAGACCUGAGCAGUACCUUGCCCUUGAGUUCUCCCAGGCUUCCAAGAAGCUAUCUUCGUGCACCUGAUCAUAUCGGAAUCUCUUCAGUGGACUGUAUGCUGGGACUGGAUCCCAGGAUGUUGAAAAUUCUUAACAGCCCCUUGGUAACUGCUGCAGGACAUCAGCACCAGGGUGGAGAGAUCGGAAGCCACGGCCCGCGGGGAGAUGUUAGCAGCAGCUCUUCAGUGGCAUGCUCUGUUUGCUGUGAGUCUGCCAUCUCCACAGCAGUGGGAUCUCAUGGUCAGUCUAGUGCACCAGAGAGUUCUCCCUGGGAGUCAGAGGGCUGGACAUCAGCAAGCACUAGCUGCGAAGCCCAAGGGGCGAACCUCAAAAGCAGCUCAAUGGGCUUGGAGUCCAGCAUGUGUUCCACUUCCGAAGCUGAGGCAGCUGCACAAAGAGAGGCCAGUAAAACCAGUUCCCUGACCAGGGUCUCUAACCAGCUUGAAAUGCAGGUCAGCUGCCCCUCAGAAGAGGGUAACCAAGGCAGGGAGGAGCAGCAAAAGGCAGAGGAGGCUGAGGACUUCAAUCCUACCAGUGGUGCUUUCUUGGCACCCAUGUCCCUGCCAAGUGUACCUAACCUGGAGCCCUCUGCUUAUCAUGCAUGCACAGGCCCGGCUGUGUUGGAGGAGACACAGGCAAAGGCCCAAGAAAAGCAGUUUCAGGACUCUCUGGCUGGAGGCCCAGCCCUUCCUUACUAUGAGACUUUGUUAGAACCUGAAUGUUUUUCAGAGGUCCCUGGCAGGCCUCAUAGUCCACAAGUGAACCAGUCAGUGUCACACAGGGCCAGGAGCAAGGGCGACGCAGAAGGAUUUCAUGUGACAUCUCUCCCCACUGAACCAGGUCGUCUGUCAACUGAUGACAGGAAAGUCCUUCAGGCCACACCUCUCUCUGCAGACAGCUUCCAACCUCUGCCCCACACUGAAGCUAACACUGUGCACUGGCAUCCCUCACAGACUUCCUCACACGCUGUCCCUGCUCUAGGCAAAAGCCAUCGUACUGGAGAACUGGGGCAUUUCCAAGGUGUAAGUGAGCAGCUCACAUGUCACUGUCCCUCUCCUGAAACCAAAGAGGAAAACAGAGCAGCAAGCAGAACACCAUCCCCUGCUGGUCCUUUGAGCUCAGGCAGUCUUCCUUCAGCAGCAGCCGUAGAAGAGGGCAGGAAGGUAACACCAGAGAAAGCAGUGGCUGACAGAUCUUCUCAGGCCCCUUCUGAUGAGCCUGUGGUGAUGCCACGUGGACAUAGCCCGUUAGCUCUGUGGGAGACUGCAGAGUCCCCUGGCAGUCAGGAAAGCCGCCCAACAUACCAAGCACCCAGAAUUCUAGAAACCACAUGUAGAAGUAGUUUAGGAAAAACAACCUAUUUUGAAAGUCCAGUUGUGAUCCAUGAUGAGAAUUCUGCAAGUCUCUCAAGGCCUAACCAAGACCAGGUCCAAUGUCUCGAGGCCUCUGCCAACUUAGAAGACAAGAAAGCAAACCCUACACAAGGUGCUGCCCUGCCUGCAGCCCUGAAAAGGAUGGAACUAGAAGCUCCCUCGCCGCCCUAUGUGAAAUGGAAAAGGAGCGUUUGCUCUGGGCUGGCAGAAGCCUGCAGGACUGGCAGCAAACAUCCCAGAUCAAGUCCACUGCUAGAUCAAGGACCUAGCCACGAUCCUGGGGGAGUUAGGGAGGAGGCCCCCUACAGAUGCCUGGAAGAAACUCUAGAUUGUGUUGCCUGCUCGGGGAACAGUGGAGGCAGCAGGACUCUCAGCCCAUCUAGAGGCCAAGAAGAUGGCAGAACUCUUCCUUGUCAACAACCGGGAAGUCCUCAACCCACUGCUUCUCAUGCCUGUCCCCCCUCUCCCUCCACCUUACUGUAUUGUAGAGAGAGUGACCCAGGGAAGGGAAUUUCUGAGGCAGCCCCACAUACUUUCCACCCAUCCCGCGUUGUACCUUCCAGGGCCUGUGGAAUGGAUGAGAGGGGAGAACACCAUUCCAGGGAACCUGGCAUCAUCUUGGCGCAUGGUCUUGAGCCCAAGGACCUUAGUGCAGAAUUUGGGCAAGCAGAUAGCAGCAUUCUGGAACCCUCUGCUAAUGCUGCUGUGCUAUCUCAGGGUGAAGGCUGCAACUCACUUUUUGCCUCUGAUGUGAGGACAAGUUCCCUCAGCCCCUCAGUUGCUGGUGGAAGCGCAGGGUCAGGAGAGGGUCCUGAGAAAAAGGUUUCUGAGAUGAAUGUCACUGCAAAGUGUGAGGCUGCCCCUUUCCCUGCAGGCAGGUCCUCUGAGCCACUGACGAAGUUUCAGGGCAGCUCCCUAGGUGGCCGGAAUAUCCAGUUGUCUCAAGCCGAACCAGAACCACCUGCAGCAACUGGGAGACCACACACCCUGAGUUCCAGUGAAGAGUCUCUUGUGGGUGAGCUGGUGGCAGAACCAUACUAUGGAUAUUUAGAAAAUGCUCUUAGGUAUCUUCUAGAAAAGCCACACCUUUCCACCAAGUCCAGGGGCCUCAGUGAUAUGGAACCUCAAACUAAGUUGACAGAACAGUUAAAACACAUCUCUGGCCCCCAGGCUGACAGCCCCUGGGAGGAGGAAGAACAGCAGAGAGACCAGGCGUCAGUUGAUGGCGCCCAAGACAGGAGUCCCCCACCUUCUGAUGAAGGUGGUAGCGAUGACUUCAGCAGCUCUCAGAUUAGAGAGGUGGGCAGAGGGAAGGCAGCUACAGCCAAGCCCCCUGUGUCCAAGACGCUCUCAUCAGGCAUAGGAGAUUUGGCCUCUGUGCUCUUUGAGCAAAGUAGACGGCCACAGCCUGCUGCCCACAGCCUUGGCCAGCCCCCUGGCAAGGCCCACAGACAAUCACUUCCUGUGAUCGCAAUUUCCGCUGACCCCAAAUAUCUCUGGUCCUCUCCCAGACCACAGUUCUCCGUGGUCAGCUCCUCCCGGUCUCUUCAGGAACUGAACUUGAGUGUGGAGCCACCUUCCCCAACAGAUGAGGAGAUGCAAGAGCCUGAGAGAUUGUGGCCACUGCAUCCCAGGGACAGUGGCUCAGGCGGGUCAGCAGUGAGAACAUCUGAGGACGCCGAGGGCCACAAUCUGACAGCCUCAUCUAACAUGGACGAUAGUGCUGCUGAUCCCAGGCCCCCGCAGCCUGCCAGCCCUCCUUACCCAACUUCAUCAACUCUCUCCUGCAUGCCAACCCCCGACUUCAUGACCCCGAUUUCUCUGGAACAGAUCCAGCAGGGAAAGCCAGAGAGACCGGGUGGCCAGACCAGGCCGGAGAAGCAGCCUUGCAAGGUGGAAAAAGGAAUGUUGCACUUUGGCUCCAGUGACAUCAAUCCCUAUGUCCUGCACAGGCGCCCGGAGGAGCCUGCGCGCAUUGGCUGGAAGCAGUAUGUCUUCGGCAGUGCGGUCGAUGUCUCGUGCAGCCAGACGCCCCAGGGUCCUGUACCAGCGAAGGUGGCCCGGUGCUCCAGUGUGGACCAGGGCUUAGAAGAGCAGAACUCCCUGUUCUACUCUCGCCUCAGCACCUACGCCAAUGCCCGGGGCCUGUCGAGCACAUGCAGCAGCAUUGACAAUGCCCAAGGUUCACGGGAGUCCUGGGACGUAUGGGGUUCCUCACUGGCCUUGGGGAACCCGUGCAACCUGGCUGGCCCCAGAGGAGCAGCGCCUGCUAAGGGUCCUGACAAGAAGGCCCAGCUCCUCGGCGCCCCUAGCGGAACAGGCUGUCUGGAGGGUGAGUCCCCCUUGGCUGAAGAAAGUGCUGCCGGGCCAGUAGAUGAGAUUAUGCUGCUGUAUCCAUCAGAGGCGGGCAGCCCCGCGGGACAGGCCAGGAUAAGCACCUUGGAGCAGGGCACGCAGACCCUGGGAUGCAGGCUGCACUGGAGCUACAGCGAUGUCUCUGCUCAGCUGGAGGCCGGCAAGGUGCCAGCCUCUGACCUGGCCUCUUGGACCAGCAUGCGCAGCCUGUCUGUGCACCUCUCCCAGCUCCUUCACAGCACAUCGGAGCUGCUUGGGAGUCUCUCCCAGCCCAGUGUGACCAAAAAGGAGCUGAAUACCGAGAGGGAGAUCCCUGGUGAGGCACCCCCUACCCUUAUGAUGGAUGGCUGUACUCAGACCACCAUGGAUGAAGGCAUCCAGACCAACCUGGCCCCACCACCUCUGCACCUCCUGACCCUGGAGGCCAACCCUCAGCAGGUCAAUGUGGACCCCAAGGUGCUGGGCUCCGAUGUCUCAAGCCCAAGCUGGCGAGAAAAGGAACAUGCCCCAGAGAUUCUUCAGAAGGGAGAGGCAGAAGAAACUGUGUGGAAAAUGGCAGGGCCCCGCGAUCUUCAGAAAGCAAGCCCCUCCUGCAUGUCCCAGAGCCCUCCAGUAUCCUUAUUCCACUUGCGGUUUCAGAAAGCUCCCUAUGGGCAGAACAUCCCUUCUGUGAACCCCCAGGCUUCUCCGGAUGCCUCCCUGCCUCCCAGCUCCCAGCCAGAGGACUCUUCCCACAUGGCUAUCCACAGCCCCAGCCCUCGUUCUCCUGGAUUCUGCCCCAGUAAUGUGGAGUCUACCGGGGAACCUAAGGUCCAGAAGGUGCUGGGCCCCUUGAGUGCCUUGUUGGUGGACAGGGCCUCCUCCCCAAUCCUCACACUUAGUGCCAGUACCCAAGGGGCAGGGCUCCCCUCUGGCUCUUUGUCUCUCUCACCCCCCUCAGCUCAUGCUCUUGAAGGCUCCCAGAAGCUUGUCUCCAACCCAGACCUUCCCCAGGAUGCCCCCAGACCGCCAACGGAUGAUUCUCAUCAAACUAUUGAUGAGUCGGGGGACUCCCAGAACGUGGAGGCUCUCCAUGGAGAAGGCAAAAGUCCCUUAGAAAGGAGUGAGAGUAGGCCCUUCCUUGAGGUAAACCGCUCAGACAGCCCAGAACAGAGCCCCAAACUCCAAGUUCGAUUCUUAGAUCAGCUCCCUGAGCAGCUUCAGUCCAGGAAUGCCACCUGUGUCCAAAGCCGACUGCCACCUCCACCACCGAGGAGCAGGAGUCAGAGGCUGGCCGAUGGCUUUGUGCCCGAGGACAUGGCUUUCCCUGAGUGUGGUCAGCUGGACAGUAGGGGGCCAAGUCGAUGGCCAAACCGGACAGAAAACGGGAGUGAGACUUCUCCAGUGCAGCCACCACGCACGCAGGACCUUUCCUCUUCAUGGGGAGGCCCCCAGCACCUCGGCCCCUGCCCUGUCUCUGAACUGACUGAUACUGUGGGGCUCCCUGCAACCAUCUUGGACACGACUGAGGCCUGCCAGUCUGAGGGGCUGCUGCGCACUAGUCUGCAGGCCUGCGCAGUCCCUGAGCCCCAGCACCACAGCCUGAGGGACCUUCCAGUGCACAACAAAUUUAGUAAUUGGUGUGGGUUUCAGGAUGACUCUCCUGGGGGGUUGGAUGUGAGGGACUUGCUGGGGACCAGAUGUGAUCUCAGCCCUGGAGAGCAGGGAGGGCUAAGGCCUCCACAACUACCUGACGAUCCGAGCCUCGAUCCUGAGUGCUCCCGGAGGGAGAAGGUCCCCCUGCAAGUUGGGGCCCAGAACUUCUCACUCAGCACAGAACUCACAGAAGCAAAACUGCACCAUGGCUUUGGGGAGGCGGACGCCCUGCUGCAGGUGCUGCAGAGUGGGACGGGAGAGGCGUUUGCUGCUGACGAGCCUAUGCUGUCCACCCGGGAGGCGCUCUCAGCCCGGAAAAAACAAACCAUUGAGACCCUUCGGAGAGAGCGGGCCGAGCGACUGCAGAACUUCCGGCGGACUCGAAGCCUCAGCCCCCAGAAGCAGCUGAGCCCCCUGCCUGACAGGGAUCUCCCCACCCGGGAGCUUGACUUACCCAGCAGGCGCCGAGAAUACCUGCAGCAACUGAGGAAGGAUGUCGUGGAGACCACCAGGAACCUGGGACUGGCAUCUAGGUCUUCUCACCUGCCCUCUGACAUUGAACUGCUGCUCCAAGACUACCGGCGGGCUCGUGAGGAAGCCAAGGUGGAGAUUGCCCAGGCCAGGGCCCGCCUGCGGGAACGGACAGAACAGGAGAAGCUGAGAAUCCGCCAGCAGAUCGUCUCCCAGCUGCUGAGGGAAGAGGGAAAACUGCACACCCUAGCCACCUCCAGCUCUGUAUGCGCCAGCUCCAAUGGAAGCCUCUCUUCUGGAGUCACCUCCGGCUAUAAUAGCAGCCCCGCCUUGCUAAGCCAGCUCCAGUCCCCAGAUAAUGUGGGGGACACAAACUUGCCCAAUUCCAGAGACUCCUGGAUCGGGGACGUGCGGGGCCGUUCGGCGGUGAGGCCUAAUCACCUGAGCCUGGCCGGGGCCGCCUGGAAGAGCUUAGCCUGCAGCAGCAGAACCUCCCUGGGCAGCUGCUGCUGCUCUCCGGCCAGCCUGUCCAGCUUGGGGACCUCCUUCUCCUCCUCCUACCAGGAUCUGGCCAAGCACAUCGUGGACAUCUCUAUGGCUGAUGUGAUGGCCGCUUGCUCAGACAACCUGCACAACCUCUUCAGCCGCCAGGCAGCAGCUGGGUGGAACUAUCAGGGCGAGGAGCAGGAGGUGCAGCUUUACUACAAGGUGUUUUCUCCCACUCGGCAUGGCUUCCUGGGGGCAGGCAUUGUGUCCCAGCCACUGUCUCACGUGUGGGCAGCUGUGAGCGACCCCACCCUGUGGCCCCUGUACCACAAGCCCAUCCAGACAGCGCGGCUUCAUCAGCGGGUGACCAACAGCAUCAACCUGGUGUACUUGGUGUGCAACACCGCCCUGUGUGCGCUGAAACAGCCGCGGGAUUUCUGUUGUGUCUGCGUGGAAGCCAAAGAGGAUCACCUGUCUAUCAUGGCGGCUCAGUCUGUGUAUGACACGUCCAUGCCGAGACCCAGCAGAGAGAUGGUGCGAGGGGAGAUCCUGCCCAGCGCCUGGAUCCUGCAGCCUCUCACUGUGGAAGGGAAGGAGUUCACCAGAGUCAUCUACUUGGCCCAGGUAGAACUUGGCGCUCCAGGCUUCCCCCAUCAGCUCCUAAGCUCCUUCAUCAAACAGCAGCCACUGAUUAUAGCCAAACUGGCUUCCUUCCUGGGUAGCUAGCAUCUCGUCAUCAGGAAGGUACUGUGGAGAUGCAGACCCAGGAUGCUCCAGAGAGACGCUGGGGCAGCUCCUCGUAACUUUCUGUACCCCGUGCAGGAAGAGCCAGAGCGACCUGCAGUGGCAGCUGGGCAGAGAGCCCCGAGUUGCCAGCCAAGCCCAGCUGUGCUCGGCCACGGCUGCCACCACUGUAGAGCGAGGGGCCUGAGCCAUCCAGAGUGAAUGAAGCUCAACUCGCCUUUUUGAUUCCUCACCUUUAUUUUCUGUCUCUGGGACCCAGUGGCAGCAAGCUGCCCAGCAAGGGGCACAGCCGGCAGAGCUCUGGUCCAGAGCUUCCUCGCGGCCCAGCCCUCGGCCAGUAGGAAGCAAGCAGCCACCGGCAAGACUCUGCUUAGCAUCUGCCUCCGGCAGUCAGCUCCAGUGUGGGAUGGAGUGUUAGAAAAGACCAGAGAACAGUUAAAAAACAAAACAAACAAAACAAAACAAAAAACAGCUGCACAAACCAGAACAUUGAUUCAGAAUUAUUUAUCCUUAUUGAUUAGUUACAAAACGCUUAAUUCCAUUUGCUUCCCCUUCUUCCUUCCCUCACAGGAGAGGACGUUUGGGUCUCUGCCUGUCAGGAGUAGCGCUCAGUAGAGGGGGAGGACCCUGUGGGAGGUGGGGUGCACAGAGCUGGGGGCCAGGUGGAGCCUAGCUCCGAGGCUCACUGGUGGGGGCAGUCAGAUACUGGGUGCCGAGAGGAAUUUCAGAAAGGCGAAAGGCAGCUCUGUGAGAUGGGAGAGGAGACGAGGGAGGUUAAGUGAUUUGUUAGGAAGAUGCUCAGUUACAUUGUUCCUCUUCUCGCUCAGCCUUGGCCCUAGCUUUUCAGUGGUGUCUCGAGAAUUCCACGCUGCUGCUGUCGCCCCACCUAUUCUAGGGGGUGGUGGAGGAUGGGAUGUUUUCUUGUGUCUUAACCUGGCUGAACUUGAGCUUUGAAUACGCUGUAUAAUGACCUGGAAGUAGUGGGAGCGAAUUCCAGCUUCAGUUGUGCCUAGAAUCUUCGCUGGAAGAGGGCAACCAUGUGGGGAUGAAGAUGUGGAAAAAAGGUAAAGUUCUGUACAGCACAGCAGAAAUUUAUUUUUCUAAAAGUGUUGGAGGGAUUUUUUUCUCUUUUACCUCAGAUUGUUAUUUAUAUAUUACUGACUGAAGGUUAUUUUUUAAUUGCUUUUUGAAACUUUUGUUUUUCUGGUUAAUUUUUAGGUGACAUAUUUAACACCCUAUUUAUGUACUCCCAUCUCUUUAUAUAAAUCUCUCACUGUUGACUGAAAAAAAAGUCAACUUACGGGAAUCCUGUGUGUACUUUUAUUUAGUGAAGAUAUCCCUGGGACAGCCCAAGUGUGUCAUUUGAGCACAGCAGCAGAUUUAGCCUGGAGAUUGUGAUGGCAAGAAUCAUCGAUCCAGUUUUAAGCCAUAGAGUUGACACGUAUUUACUGAGUGCUUCCCAUGAGCUUGUCAGUGCUUUGCACAUACCUAACCACCAGACUUUUCCCCCCAGCUGUGGCCAAAUCCCAAGUGGAGGGUCGAUUCCGUAACAGUCAUCGCCCCACCCGACAGUGACCACAGUCCUUGUGGACGUUCUGUAACAGGUGUGCACCUCGGGAGCUUCUGAGGCUGUGUUGAUGUGCCCACACGGGUACCCGGAGACCAUGUUGCUAACUAGAGAAGCCACACACCGGGCCAGUGAGUCAGCGAUCUAAAGAUGAUGUGAGGCAGAUUUUAUAACUAAACGCAAAGUGCUAAUGAUAACCCAGUGACCUGGUCUAAAUGAUCACGGCAAAGGCAGAUUUGGGCUUGGGUAAGUGGUUUUGGUUGUGUUGUGCAUCAAAAUCACCCAAAGGACUUGUUCCGUCCUGGGCCGGGCUGGGCUGGGCCCCCUCCCAGUUUCUGAUUCAGGUCUCCUAGGGGCCCAUAUAUUUGUGAUCCUGAGGCUGCUAGAUUGGUGACCAUGCUUUGAAAAUCAAUUUUAGGCAGGCUGUAGCAAGCAAAUAUAAUAGAAAGUAGCCUGAUUAGGUCACUCGCUGUUUCCAUCAGCCGUCGUCAUUCUGCCUCAAGUAGGCUUUUACGCUUCACGUAGGCCAGCGGUUUCCGGAACGGGGCACUGCUAAGUUUAUUGAGCUUUGGGCCAGGCCUGGGUUGAGGCUUAGUCCUUCUGCCUGGCAUCCUUGGGGCUUCAGGCUUUUGCCACUGGCCUGCCUGUCCUACCUCAGAGGAGCGGCAAUGAAGUAACUCAGCUUCCUAGAGCGGUGCUUUCCUUCAGCCACAUCUGAUGGGCGCAGAAAGAUAAAACUUUUGGUUCUCAGCAUUCAGAACUUUCUGAAUUUGCUGUAGUAUAAAUUGGAUUCAAAGGACAAAGAUAAAAUCAUUUGAAAAUGUUGAGAUGCAGUUGUUGAAGGAGUAAUGGGCUGGGGAAGGUGCACUCUUACUGGGCAGGAGCUGUGGGGACUGAGAAACAUCCCUAUUUUCUGUGCUGCUGGGACUUAGUGGGAGUAACCAGCUUUCCUGUUGUCAAGGCCCCGAGAACCUGACCUUUCCAUGGGUUGGCGACCUCUUUGACAGCUGUGAACUUUCCCCCCAACUUUUCCCUUCAACAGGAUUCAGAGUUAUCUUCUCCAACAGAGCCUGACUUUACACACUGCCAAAGUAGAAAAACUGUGACUUUUGCAGGAGUGAACUUAACGUAGACUAUCAAGGUAAUUAAUGCUUCCUGAGGCAGUGGAUCAUUCAGACAAAAAAUGCUUUUUAGUUUCUGGCCAGAACAAACACCCCAGUCCUGACAAAACAGGCAUAGUGGGAGCUUCCUUGCUACAGUUUAAUAGGCAGGACCUUGUGAGUAGAAAUUGCACACAAUGCCCUGAACUCUAUAAGGGAGUUGCCCCGAGGUCAGCACUGCGUGGAGCAAGUUGACAAUGGAACACGCAGGCGUCACCAGGUGUCAAGGCGCUAGGGCAGCUCCACUCAGCCCGCCUUCCCGCAGCCGUCCGCAGGAAGUCAGGUGGGAGUGAGUAGACAUGAAACCCCCAGUAAAGAAAGCAGUUUAUUUUAAAAAGCUCUUUCUCCCGUGCACAACCCUUGGAUGGAACUGGGUUGCGAGCUACUGGCUGAACAGGGGACACACGGCAUCCCGGUUUCUGUCCUGUGAGCCCCCCUCGUCUGCCAUGCACUUUGAAGCAGCUGGCGGUACAGCUUCUGGUGGGAGAAAAUGGAGACUCGCAGGAUUCAUGUUUCAACUUUCUCACGUUCCUUACACGGUAAGCAGAAAUCAUUUGCUUCUGUCAUGAUUUCCCGAACAACAAAGUUUUAAGAAAUGCCGAGUUAGCAGCAAGUAGGGCCGGGAGCCCCCACACAUCAUUUCACUUAGUGUCCAAGCGAUGCCGACUUCUGUUCCAGGACUGGAGUCUGUCGCCUUUUCCACCACAAUCCCGAAUCAGGUAAACCCUCCUCCUUCCUCUAGGACUUGGGGUGGCGCACCUGCACUGAGCCACACUUUCCCUUCGCAUACGAGCAGGAAACCGGGUUGCACACUCAGCUACUCCUGCACUGCCGAGGGUCAGCAGUGGGCACUUGGGUGGCUCUGGAGCUGCCUCCUGUGGCAGGGCUCCAGGGUUCUGUUGAGAUGCCCAAGGCAGGGCCACUCCCCAGUCUUAACUCUGGGCCAGCACAGUCCCCCGGUUUGGCUGCACCAGCUCACAAGCUCUUAGCUGAGGUUCUGGCACGUGGGGCUCAGCUAAAAACAGGUUGAACAGGGUUUGUAAUUCUUCAGAGAAGUCCUGGGAUAAACAGAAAAGGCACACGUCUGCUUCUGGGGGGGCUCAUCCUUUCUACUGAAAAACCCCAAAGAUCAAGCCCUAGCUCACCAGUGAUCAGGCAACCCGGCACUUUUCUUUUUUCCCAAAUGUCUUCUACUCUAACGUGGACUUGAGCUUCCCAGAACACUAACAGGACAAGGUCACGUUACAGCAAGGGAGGCGCAGAACCAUCUACUGAGUACUUAGCGUGCACGUUAUUUCACAUCAAGUAUGAAAUGUAAUGUUAUCCCUACUUGAUGGCCCUGUCCAUGUGAUGUUGCUCCUGAUGUUCGCUGUGAGGUAACGUGCACAUUAACAUUCAAUGCUAGCUGUGAGUAACAGUCAGGUGAUUCCCGGCCACGCUGCUUCCUAGGCACCUGCCUUCCCACUGCCUUUCCUCCACUGGCUCAAGAACAGCCACUGCUCCCUUCAGGAUGGCCCCGAAGAUGCUUUAAGAAGCUUCUAAGAAUGCCAGGCCCAGUUUCAGGAUAAAAUGGUCACAGGAGAACUCCUUACCUCUGGCCACCGGGCCUCACGCAGGCUGCCCAGGCAAGCCUCGAUCUCUGUCCGUCCCAUCAGGCCUUUCUCUACCAGCUCCCGGAGCAGGAACAGCAGCAGGUCCCACUACAACACACGGGGGAGGAGGUGAGAGUGGCUGGAGGACAGCACAGCGACCCUGACAGAUUCGAAGGGCAGAGCUGGAGAGGUGUCCCUGAAGGGAGUCAUUCCGGCACAGAAGUGAAAAUGACCACCAUUACCAGAAAAAGGGGAGUAAGGGUAACAAGUGCCUGGCAUUUGGGGUGAGGGUGGUAUGAAACAUGAUCAUAGAGGGCCGAGAAGCCCAUCUGUCCCUAACCGCUCACCUCCCUCGGCCGAGUGUCUGCCAGAAGCCCCACGUUUCUCGGGCUCAGCAGCAGCUGCAGUGGGACGGGCACCUGAAAGUCAUCCUUCCACAGGGAGAGCAGAACAUGCAGGAGCCUUCGCGCCUGCCCGCGCUCCAGCCGGUGCUGUGCUGGGGGCCCGAGUACAGGAAUUUGGUCAGCCACUAUGGGAAGAAAGGAAAACUAAGCUUUGAGGAGGCAGGGCCACCUGGCCACCCUGGGGGAAGAAGAGCCGUGGAAGGCACCACGUUCCUACUCUUGCUUGUACCCAACCCUGAGAUCCCGAUUGCUGGCGAGAGUGAUUUGCCAGGAGCCAUACCAAGGAGAGAUGCUAAAUCCACAGAGCACUUUGCCAGAUGCUGCUCAGCAGGUGGGCACAGGAACUGUGGGGAAAAAGCAGUGAGACCUUGGACAUUGGCACGGCCUGCAGAGCAGCAGCCCCAGGCCAGUGGCUCUGGUUCUCAGGACACACAGGCCACACUCACCUGGCGGCACUGCAGCAUCUGGCCUAGCUGGCCUAGGAGUUGCUCCAGGUACUCUGGGGAAACUCCCUCCUCAGGGUCCCGGGGCCCAGCGGCCAGAGAGAGCACAUCCUGGAGAGAGAGAGAAGGAGCAGAGUGAGCCUUCAUGCCAGGCUGGGGCCUAGGCGGCCACAAAGAAUGUGGCUUGGGGUGGGGCUCAACCAGUACAGGCAGAAGGAAGAUGGCCCCUGGGGAUGAAGUGACUGGGCCGAGGUACCCUUAGACUUGGGGCUCGGGCAGGACAGCACAGCUGGAGAACCAACCAAGUGGACAACAGGGGGAACACAGGAGCAGAUAAGCUGAGGGAGGGUUGCUGCUAGAGGGUUCGAGAGAGAUGUCACGAAAGAUGUCUUGGGGUAGUCAUGUCGACUCCCAGAGUACCCUGAAUUCUGAAAGCAUCUAGGGUGACCAUAUUGGACACAUGUCCUGAGAUUUUCUAUCCCUCACGCUUCUCAGGAGAGUCAAGGUUUUGGUACAGAACCCAUUACCUAUUGAACACUACUAGUUGAUGGCUGCUUAGCCUUUUCUUCACCUUACUUACACUUCCCACCUUUGGUCAUCCCUUCUUGGUCCCUAGGCCAAAUCUACACUCCCACACCACUACUCCAGACCAGAGUGAAAGAGUCAACAGUUCAAGCUUUUGCAGGCCAUACAGUUUGUCCCAACUACUCCAUCUGCCCAUUUUAUGUCAGAUUUGGCCCAUGGGCUGUGUGCUAAGCUCUGGGCCAUAGUUUCUUCUUACUGCCUGUAACUAAACAAGCGUCACUUCCCAUUUAGAACAUUUCUGUGAAAUGAUAUCCAAAUACUGGGUGUACCACCCACUCAAAGACUUCCCUACCGCAUGAGUCAAGCCAUUCACUGCCCUAACUCCCAUGCCAUCUGUGCAAUUCAGAAUUAGUCCCAUUUUCAUAGCCACCUCACACUUUUGGGUGACCGAAGUAUCCAAAGUUGGAGAACAAUUAGGAAACCAUUCAAUUCAGCUCUGCCCUACCUAAUCCCAUUGAGUAUGAAAACAGGAACUAGCCGGACAACACAGAAAGCUGCUACACAUGACUGCUGGAGUCAAUGUGAGAAAGGAAGGAGACCAGGAAGAGAGCAGGGAGGAGGAGGGGAGCCGAAGGGGAAUAGGGGAGCCGUGUACUUUGAUCUCGGAGAUGAGGUGGGAGGGGAGGGGAGCAUGGUGCUCACAGGCACGGGAGCAGCCCCUCCGCUCCCCCUGGACAGCCAGUUCAGGACCCUGGGCGCGAAGUGUUCGGUUCACUGCCGCUUUCACCUCUCUUCUGAUCAGCGCUGCCAGUCAGGGAAAACAGGAAAGUUGUCACCAUAGCACUACACUUCGGCCCACCAGGCUAACCAGCACCGUUCCUUGUUUCCAACUGGCUCCGAAACCAUCACCCCAAAGUAGCCUCUGAUUUCCAGUCAGCCACCCCUUUUCCAGCAUACCUCACCUGUGAUAUUGGCUGACAACCAAGCACAGGCUUUUUCUGUUGCAAGUCCCACAGCAAUGUUCUCUGCACUGCUUAGCACCUACGACACAGAAGCAUUAGAAUCAGGAACAGACUGGGGGUGACGCACGCUCCGCAGUCCGGGGCUGCCUCAUCCCCAGUUAGCAGACGCACAUGCGCGCACACACAGGGCGCCUCUCUGCCUCCAACCACUCAGCCCACUAGCUCCUGGCUUCCUACGUACAGCUCCUGGGGUCUCCUCCGGAAGCAGUGCCCGCACGGCCCCAGGGCUCUUCCUUUGGCAGAACCUGACGGGAGAACAGAGCAGGUCAGGGAGGUGCAGACACCUCAGCCCGGCUCACAGAAAGAAAUGCCCCCAGAGCACCAAGCUCCACACCCAGGAGCGCUGCCUCGGUGCGGGGAGCACUGUUGGCCAGCUAGCCCCACCCCACAUGCUGGAAAGGAGGAGGUAAAUGAGCGUGGAAAAGGGUCAUAAAAUAAGAUGUAAAAGGAGAAUGGAGACGGGAGGGUCCGGACAGAUGGGGUCUCUUACUCCCGCCCCUGGGUGAGUGCCUGCGCCCCAUAGGGGCAGAGCUGGGAACACAGGAUCUCCAACAGCUGGGCUGGAUCUCUCCCAUUCUUUCCCUCCGUCACCAGCUGUUCUUGAAGAAGCGACUCUGCCUGGCGCACCAGGUCCGCCACCAGUGUGGCCCUGCAGCAGGAGCGGCGAAGUUUGGAGGUAUUUAAAAAUCUUGAGUCAGAAAGGGAUUACCGAUUUAAGGAAGUCCGGUCAGAACUUCCUUCAAAGAAUGUUAGCAAGUUGAGCACCCGAUGAACCCGCCCUCUCCCUCAGUUUGGCAAAGUGUCAAAAGGGGGAAAUGGGAAGGGAAUGACACUUGGGACCCCAACACCUCCACUGCCAGCCCCCUCAACCCACACUCACUUGAUGUGUUUGACACAGUUAGAACCAAUUCGCUCUGCCACAAAUUCCACAGUCCUGCGCAGGGAGGGUGGCUGGUUGUGGAAAAAGGCUUGGGCGAGCUGAGCCUGUGAGGAGGAAGCAGUGAAGAGAUCCCAUUUUUGACCCACUGGGCUACCCUACCCCUGCCUCCACCCUGCCUUUACCUGCAGCCCCUGGGUGGUCCGGGGAGGCUGGGUUCCCAGUCCAGUUGUAGUGGUGGGGGUAAUUUUCCGCACAAAGCCCCCACUCCGUCCACUGCUGCCUGAUACCCACGAAGCCAGCAGUUUCCGAAGUUCUCCUGUGUCAGGGAAGGCCAGGUGCUUAGUUCCAGAACCACCCCCACCCUCCCCACCUGAGCCCAAGUGGCUCAGGCCCCUUGGGGAACAUCUAAGAACAGAAGGUAUUAGGGUGUUAGGCCCAUGGGGUGCCUUUUGGGGACUCAUGAGGGACAGGCCAAGGUCACAAGACCCUGCUGGGGAAGAUGCAUGUCCUCACCGAUAUAGGGGCAGCAAGUGUAGAGCAGGUGCUGGUCCACCACCGGCAUGUUGUCCUGGGGGGAGAAGAGGCCAGAGCUGGGCAGACAGCUGGGCUUCCCGUCCUUCCCAGUGCGCCCAGAAAUGGGAGUGUCAGAAUGCUGUG